UUGCAAAAAAAGUCCCAUCUUCAUUUACUUCACACAUCACUUUCCCAUUUCCCUCCGAAGGGCAUGGAGGCUCCAGCAAACAUCACCAUUAAAGGGAUACUGAGCUUGUUGAUGCAGAGCAUUGAUGACGACGGCACAAAGAGGAACAAGGAGAAGAGUGUGAUUUCGCUUGGAAUGGGUGACCCUUCUGCUUACUCUUGCUUCCAGGUUCCUCCUGUUGCUUCUCAAGCUGUGGCGGAAGCUCUUCAUUCUCACAAGUUCAAUGGCUACUCCCCAACUGUCGGACUCCCCCAGACUCAAAGAGCGAUCGCAAAGUACUUAUCUGGUGAUCUUCCUUACGAUCUAUCUUCGGAUGAUGUGUUUGUAACGUCCGGAUGCACGCAAGCCAUUGACGUUGCACUAGCGAUGCUGGCUCGCCCUGGUUCGAACAUACUGCUUCCCAGACCAGGCUUCCCUAUCUAUGAACUCUGUGCAGCUUUCAGGGGGAUCGAAGUUCGACAUUUUGAUCUCUUGCCACAGAACGGAUGGAAGGUUGAUCUAGCUGGAGUCGAAGCCCUUGCUGAUCACGAUACAGUGGCAAUGGUGGUGAUCAACCCUGGGAACCCUUGUGGGAAUGUCUACUCCUAUCGACAUCUGAAAGAGAUUGCUGAAACUGCUGAGAGGCUGAGGAUUCUCAUCAUUGCUGAUGAAGUGUAUGGGCAUCUUGCCUUCGGGUGUAACCCUUUCAUCCCCAUGGGAGUUUUUGGAUCAACUGUGCCUGUCCUCACACUUGGCUCUCUUUCAAAGAGGUGGAUAGUGCCAGGUUGGCGACUUGGUUGGUUCGUCACUUGUGAUCCCUCUGUCUCUUUCAGAAAACCAAAGUCGGUGGAGCGUAUCAAGAAGUACUUCGACAUAUUGGGAGGACCUUCCACAUUCAUCCAAGCAGCCGUUCCUCGUAUUCUAGAGGAAACUGGAGAGGUUUUCUUUAAGAAAACAAUCAAGGUGUUGAAGCAAACUUCAGAUAUUUGCUUCGAUAGGAUGAAGGAGAUUUCGUGCAUCACAUGCCCUCACAAGCCGGAAGGAUCCAUGGCUGUAAUGAUGAAAUUGAAUCUCUCGCUGCUGGAAGACAUCAGCGACGACAUAGAUUUCUGCUUCAAGCUGGCUAAGGAGGAAUCUGUUAUCAUUCUUCCAGGAACUGCAGUGGGAUUAAGGAACUGGCUUCGGAUAACGUUUGCUGUUGAUCCAGAGUUGCUUGAAGAGGGUUUAGCGAGGUUGAAAUCAUUCUGCAAAAGGCACACCAACCAACAGCUGGGGAGUUAAAGGAAAUUAAUCAUGUUCAUCCCCUCUAGCUAUUUCAGCAAACCAAUAAAAUAUGCAGGUAUAAUUGCAAAUGCAAAUGAAUGCCUACAAGAUAAGCAAAGUCGGCUAGAAUGACAGGCAAGAUGAACAGUCUGUGUACAGACCUCCUUGUUACAGAAUUGUUAAUAUAGGAGAAGUUCUUAUUUUUUCUCAUUUGGUUAUAGUAUAUACCUAAAAUUUGAGCAUGUAGAUCUCAAUGAAAUGAAGUUGCGAGUUCUUAUGUUAAAGAUUCCAACGCUUACCGUGGUACUUAUAGUUUGAGUGACAACCGUGAAAUAAAAUAAUUCUUGUAACAUCCUUACUCAAAUGCUAGCCAAUUGAGAUUUCGAGUGGAGAAUCCACUGAAAACAACGGAUACAAAACAAGACACCACGGCCGGCCGCCUAAAAAACUUUACACUGUCAGCAUUCUGUCUCUUCUGCCCAUUGCCCAUCAGAACCUCAGCAAAACUCCAAAAAAUGCAGAGCCAAAAGCCAAAGUGGAUUCCACAUCCACAUCCCCAAAAACGUCAAAUGCCAUCAGUCUAACCCCACUGAAAAUCGCACCAGAGUCAUAUCAUCCUCCUAUUAAAUCCCAGCGUGUAGUUGGUCUUUUCAGUUCACCAUCCCCUCAAUCCUUUCGCCAUGGAACAUCAGAACCCAGGCAACUACUCUUUUUCAUAAAGCCUCUCUCAUUUUUCUGUUCAGAAUUGUGAGUUUCUUCUGCUUGACAUCUACUCUGGUCGGUCUUCUGAGUUUUUUUGCAGAGACUGUUGCUGCUGCUGUCAAGGUCCAGAAAGGAGACGACUUUGAGGUUCAUGUGUUCUCAUCCUCGGAGUUGAUCGAGAAGCUGAAUGAGAAAUGGAGGGCAGUGAAGAGGAAACCAUACCCAGCAAUGUACUCGAGCGUCUAUGGUGGGAUCAUUCUCGAUCCGACGUUGAUGGUGAUCCCGAUUGAUGACCACAUGGUACAUCGCGGACAUGGUGUUUUCGACACAGCCAUCAUUCUCGACGGAUACCUCUAUGAGCUAGACGUACACAUAGAGAGGAUCCUAACAUCGGCAUCGAAGGCAAGGAUAUCAUCUCCAUUCACCAAGGAUAAGCUGCAUACCAUCCUGCUCCAGUUGGCAGCAGCAUCAAACUGCAAGAAAGGCACACUGAGAUACUGGCUGAGCGCAGGCCCAGGCAACUUCCUGCUGUCACCCUCUGGUUGUCCGACUUCAGCAUUCUAUGCAGUAGUGAUCGACGAGGAGUUCUCUCAGCAGAAGGAAGGUGUGAAGGUGAUCACAUCUAACAUCCCCAUGAAGCCACCUCUUUUUGCAACUGCGAAGAAUGUGAACUAUCUCCCCAAUGUGCUAUCGAUCAUGGAAGCUGAGGACAGAGGAGCCUUUGCCUCGAUUUGGGUGGAUGAGGAAGGGUACGUGGCUGAGGGUCCCAAUGUGAACGUUGCGUUCAUUACUCAGGAGAAAGAGCUGAUCCUGCCUCCAUUUGACAACAUACUCCGCGGGUGCACUGCUCUGAGGCUGCUUCAGCUGGCUCCCAAGCUGGUGGAGCAGGGGAAGCUGAAAGGGGUGAAGACAAGUAAACUCACAGUUGGAGAGGCCAAAGGUGCUCUUGAGAUGAUGUUCGUGGGGAGCACGCUACCUUUGUUGCCAAUCGUGAUGUGGGAUGAUCAGCUCAUUGGAGAUGGGAAGGUGGGAGAGUUGACAAUGGCACUUUCUGAUGUGAUAUGGGAGGACAUGGUUGCUGGGCCUACUACUCAGAGGAUUCCUGUUCCAUAUGAGCAGUAGUAUUGAGUCAAGAGAGAAUGGGUUUCCGGAAGUUUCCAAAAGGAAUGAUGUUUAUGGGCUUGAAGUUUGAGUGUCUCCUGAAUUGAACAUGGUUUUAUCGUUGCAAUCUGGAAUAAAAAUCUCAAAGCUGUGUGCUUUCUAGUUUCUGGAGUAAUUUUGUUGGAGAAUUUGAAUGAGAAAGUCAUUCCAAGACAUCAUUCCGGUCUCAUAACUUACUUACACUAUUCACCAUCUUCCGGGUUUUCAUCAAUCUGACUACUCUGAUCACUAUCAGAAGUUGAGUUGAGUGUAUCUGAGAGCUCUUCUCCUUCACCAGCUUGAGCUUCUUCCCCUUCCAUGA
Molecule: messenger RNA, 3445 nt
Organism: Linum tenue
Lineage: Eukaryota; Viridiplantae; Streptophyta; Magnoliopsida; Malpighiales; Linaceae
Source: the annotation of a GenBank genome assembly